Messenger RNA from Bombus pyrosoma, 1114 nucleotides. RefSeq lists its product as uncharacterized. Lineage: Eukaryota; Metazoa; Arthropoda; Insecta; Hymenoptera; Apidae. The record is from RefSeq and is a predicted model, not a curated record. The coding region runs from base 616 to 870 and encodes 84 amino acids. The transcript is spliced from 2 exons.
AACAAAAUUAUUGUACUGUAUGAAGAUAUUUAAGAUUUAAGAAGACAUAGUACAGAUAUAGAGGGUUUUAUAAAUUAUUUUAUUUUGGAUCUUUGUUGUUAUUAUUGACAAGAUUCAUUUUCUGGGACUUGUAACAUCCUCUUACACGUGUCAGAUGCGUAGAUGCGUAGAUACGAGCAUCGUUUUAUUUUGUCGAAACGAUACGAAUUAAGCGUUAAAAGCGAGCCACAAAGAGACGAUUAUUACUUGCGAACCGGAAAUUAAACGCUGCUUGAGAGCACCAAAAGCGUCGUGGCUAUACGAGUGAAUCAUAUUUGCGCAUAGGUAUUUGUGUCAUGAAUUUACGAUUCUAAAUGCGUCUUUCAUUAACUCUAUAUUUAUUAACGUGAACCAAACGCAUUUUAGAAAGUAUUAAUUAAAUCGAAAUGAGUUUUCCUUUGUGCUCUGUUUGCUAUAAUAUUGGACGUAUUUCAUAAGGAACAUACAAAUUGUUCUUAUUAUAUAUUCAUAUUAUACUAUAUGUAUUAUAUUUGUUAUUAUUUUGUUAAAAAAUAUUUUUGUUGUAAAUGUUGAAUAGUGAACAUUGAAUGAUUUAAUCAGGAAUAGACUGUCAAAAUGAACGUCAAUUUGAAUUACAAUAAUUAUGAAAGAAGAGUGGCCAGAGGAAGGGGGAUAGCACGAAGCAAUUUACCUGCGGAUAGGUGCCUUUGCCAUAGACCAUACACUGUCGUGCUAUGUAAUGUUUGUGGUUACUGGACAAAGGGCAGAGUACGUUAUUUUUGUCCAAUUCAUCCACAGGUAGUUUUUUUGUUUGACAUUCCACAAUGUCCCCAAUGUAAAUCUUAUGGUUUUAUGUUGAGCGAAUAUUGAAUCGUCUGAAAACAGAAUGUAUACCUUGCAUAAUAGUAUGUGAAUUACAUAAUAAUACAUAAUACAUUAUGCUAUACAUAUACAUGCAUAUACAUAAUGAUUUAUUUUGUUAUUGAUAUGUAAGUAUACAUUCUACAUUUACUUCCACAAUUAUUUCUAGUACAAUCAUGGAGUAUGUGUAAUCUGUUAUAUAAACAGUUAUAUCAAUACUAAUUUAUAUUUUUAAUUUGUUAUUGAAAUUUAG